CGCGACCGUGACGUCACCAUCGGGCGCCGUCUCCCAAGCCGAUGGCUGCAGAAGGAGUCAUGCGGCCGCUUGUAGCCUUUCGAGUGCUUCUGACACCUCGACGGGGCCUAGCGACCCGAGAUCCCGAAAAUCCCCUGCCGGUGGUGCGCAUCCCGCGCGCGCUCCAGCAGAAGCAGGAACUGCGGCUGAGCCGGGGGCGCAACCUCCCGCGGCCCGUGCUGGCGCGUCCCGGCCGGCUCCUGGUGUCCGCGCGGCGGCCCGAGUUGAACCAACCCGUUCGCCUCACGCUGGGCCGCUGGGAGAGCGCCCCGCUCGCUUCACGGGGUUGGAAGAGCCGCCGUGCGCUCGGAGACCAUUUCUCCAUCGAACGUGCUCAGCGGGAAGCACCGGCGCUGCGCAGCCUCAGGUCUGAAGCCACCUUCGCGCACCUGGGCCUGGAGCCCCGGGUGCUGCGCGCACUUGUGCAGGCGACUCCUGAAAUCGUUCGGCCGACGACCGUGCAGUCUAACACCAUCCCGCUGCUGCUGCGUGGCCGACACGUCCUUUGCGCCGCGGAAACCGGCAGCGGCAAGACUCUCGGUUACCUACUACCUCUCCUUCAGCGGCUUUUGAGCCGGCCCAGACUGAAUCCAUGCCCCCUCCCUGCUCCUCGAGGCCUGGUCCUUGUGCCUUCCCGAGAAUUAGCAGGACAGGUGUGGAAGGUGGGCAGACCCCUGGCGAGCUCCUUGGGCUUCAAGGUACGGGAGCUCAGGGGAGGCCAUGGCAUCGGUAAGAUCAGGCUACAACUGGCCACACAGCCACCGACAGAUGUACUAGUGGCCACUCCUGGCGCUUUAGGGAAAGCCCUCAAGAGUCGACUAGUCAGCUUGCAGCAGCUGUCUUUCUUAGUGUUGGAUGAGGUUGACACACUGUUGGAUGAAAGCUUCCUGGAACUGGUUAGCUACAUUUUGGAAAAGACUCAGAUAGCAGAAAGCCCACAGGAGUUAGGAGACCCGUUCAACCCCAAAGCUCAGUUUGUGCUGGUGGGAGCCACAUUUCCUCAAGGUGUAGGCGAACUGCUGAAUCACGUCGCCAACCCAGACUCUAUCGCCACCAUCACCAGUUCCAAGCUCCACUGCGUCAUGCCUCAUGUCAGACAAACAUUUAUGAGACUGAAGGGAACAGAAAAGGUGCCUGAGUUGGUGCAGAUCAUCAAGCAGCAUGAUAGAGCAUGUAGGACUGGCCCCUCAGGAGCUGUUCUGGUGUUCUGUAAUAGCUCCAGCACUGUGAACUGGCUGGGCUAUAUUCUGGAUGACCACAAAAUCCAGCAUUUGAGGCUGCAGGGACAAAUGCCAGCCUCAAUGAGGGCAGGUAUCUUCCAGUCCUUCCAGAAGGGCUCCCAAAACAUACUGAUCUGCACAGACAUAGCCUCUCGGGGCCUGGACAGUACCCAUGUAGAACUAGUUGUUAAUUAUGAUUUUCCCCUCACCCUACAAGAUUACAUCCACAGAGCUGGCAGGGUAGGUCGUGUAGGAAGUGAGGUGCCAGGCACUGUCAUCAAUUUUGUGACCCAUCCCUGGGAUGUGAACCUAGUGCAGAAGAUUGAAUUGGCAGCUCGUCGAAAAAGAAGCUUGCCAGGACUAGCAUCUUCAGUACAUGAGCCUCUACCCAGCAAUCCUAAUUACAGCUGCCAAAAACAUGAUGCCAGUGUCCUGGAUGGCCACAAGGACCUGUCCCUGACCCUGGGGCCAUUCUCACCACAAGCUUCUAUGGGAUAACCUAUGAAGUUUUAGUCACAGCCAGAAAAUCCUGGAAAGACUGCAAGGAGGUGGUCUUGUGAGUGGCCAGGAUCCAGACAAAACAAGUGAGCAGCAUCCCUUGCAGGACAAAACCACAGAGGAACAGCUGGACUACAUUUGCCACUCCAUCCUGCUGAGUCUACAUAAGAAAUGGUAUCUGAGUCCAAACCAGAAACUCAUUGACACUCAAAUGUAUUGGAACCCCAUGUUAUUGCCUCAAUUUUUUUUCCUCAAAAUCCUCCCUCAGCAUGGCCCCCUGCCUCCUACUCCUUAUUCUGUGACUCUGGCGAGCAAGCUGAUCCUGCCAAAUGUCACUAUGGCAGUUGUAGACAUCCAACAAAGCCCCCUUUAUCUGCAGGCCAGAAUUAUUUCCUGAAAAUAAAUGUUUCUAUUUAAAAUCA
Erinaceus europaeus (western European hedgehog) is the source of this 2179-nucleotide messenger RNA. It is a transcript of the gene DDX28, whose product is annotated as DEAD-box helicase 28. Gene Ontology annotation, biological process: mitochondrial large ribosomal subunit assembly. Gene Ontology annotation, cellular component: mitochondrion. Bases 42 to 1757 code for a protein of 571 amino acids. Gene Ontology annotation, molecular function: RNA helicase activity; ATP binding; nucleic acid binding. Lineage: Eukaryota; Metazoa; Chordata; Mammalia; Eulipotyphla; Erinaceidae. The transcript is spliced from 3 exons. The record is from RefSeq and is a predicted model, not a curated record.